AUGGCAAUGGUCGUUGGCAGGUCUUUUGGGGUCGACUUGCUGCGGCUGCUCUUCCACGUCUCUGCCUCCAAGCCCCUAAACUCAGCGAUGGUCUUGGCGAUUGGGUCCUUCAGCGUCGAACAAGCAGUCACAACUGGCCAGCAGCAUAGUCAGAAUACAGGUGAAAUAUCGACGAGCAAAAGGGAGGGGGGAAGCGUCACAGUUGACAGCAACUUGCGCGGAGUAAUCACACAUCUACAGAAGGUCCGACACAGCAAGAACACGGAUAUCUUGAAACAAGAUCUAUCAAUGGGGUUCUGUCUGCAAGUCACCGCGGUCGGCGUCGGCGGCUCAGCGCUCAACUUCGACCAUUUCAAGACGUUCAGUUCACGCAUCAACAUCAGCAUAGUGAAGAUGUCACCGAGGCGAUACACACACAAGAACGCGCGCGAGGCCAAUUCCAGAGUCGGAGGCCGUAAGCGCUCGUGCCAGCUGGUGGCGCGGCACACGGCGUUCGAACGAGACGUGUAUUGGGAGUUUGAGGCGAUCCUGGUGGAACAUUCGGAUGUUACGAGCUGUGGUCUGCUGCGGUGGUGGUAG
Rhodofomes roseus is the source of this 579-nucleotide messenger RNA. RefSeq lists its product as uncharacterized. The transcript has 3 exons. The record is from RefSeq and is a predicted model, not a curated record. The coding region runs from base 1 to 579 and encodes 192 amino acids. Lineage: Eukaryota; Fungi; Basidiomycota; Agaricomycetes; Polyporales; Fomitopsidaceae.